Molecule: messenger RNA, 1621 nt
Organism: Syngnathoides biaculeatus (alligator pipefish)
Lineage: Eukaryota; Metazoa; Chordata; Actinopteri; Syngnathiformes; Syngnathidae
Gene: pin4
Product: protein (peptidylprolyl cis/trans isomerase) NIMA-interacting, 4 (parvulin)
Exons: 5
Coding region: 1058-1486 (142 amino acids)
Biological process (GO): rRNA processing
Molecular function (GO): DNA binding; peptidyl-prolyl cis-trans isomerase activity
Source: RefSeq, a predicted model, not a curated record
AUAGUUUAAAAAGAGUGGCUUUGUGACAAACUGUGAAGGAAAUAGUGGAAUGCACGUAUGCAAACUGAAAACCAAGAAUGAUUUUUUUUUUUCCCCUUCAAAACAAGAGUGUUUAAAACCACAAGAAAUAUUUUGGUCACUCAACACAAUAACUCGAGUUUUGACUCCUGAAACUUUGACGAAGCUAAUUAAUUCUGCGGUACAACGGACCUUUACGUCGGGGAAUUAAUUCUUUGAAGUUAGAUUAACAAGCAGAGGUGAACAUUCUUGUUACAGUGACAAAUGUGUUUCAGUUUUGAGGAACUGGUGGUUUCGUCCACAUUUUCCCUUCAUUCACCACAUUAAUGGUAGUUGAAGCUAGUUUCUACUUUUCAUUUUUAGUCAGUGCCAAGCUAAAUACCCCCGAUGCGGAGCUUUUUGUUUCUGUUUUGAGCGCCCACUCGAGAAUUCUUUGAUGGCUUCCUCUGAGUGACUCAUAUAUGUAAGUAAAAAAGCCAAAAUAAGCUAUAAGACAAGUAAUGGUGAAAUGUCAUCACUGUAUAAUCGCUAGUUUGAAAUAUUGAAUGUGUUUGUUUUUAGGAAAUUGCAACAUCAAUAGUUUGUCUUAAUUUCAGGAAAUGAAGAAUGUGGACUAGUGUAACAGUAACACGUUGCAUGAGUAUGGUGAAAAGUAAAUCUUCUUACUUUGGCUUGAUUUGAAGAGCCAAGAGGAGCUUUUUAAACGCCGCUGCAAGUUGCGUUUGUACAUGAGUUAACAAGUUGGACAUUCUGCCAGAACAUUCUGGUAGAUUGGAAGCAUUACCAUAGACUAGCCAGAAGUUGGGCUGCACUGUAUUUGUUUACCAAAAGAGGCUCGUCCCUCGGGUGCAAAUCUGCUCGACUUCUUAUACCUUAAUGUAUUUUCUGUGCGGGAACACAUAAGGGGUUCAUAAAUUUUAUUGUUUUAUUUUGUAACAAUAAUUUUAUGGCUAUAUUUUUGAAAAAAAAAGUUCAGGAAAAGAAUUGUGGGGGGCAUAUCUGAUAAGGUGGAGGGCUGGAUCUGGACCAGGGGCCUACGAUGUGGCAACUCUGGCGUAAGAGUGUCGAGUUUGUUCUUCUAAAGAAGACCAGCUUCCAUCCUCGUCCUCAUCAAAGUCAUCAGGGAGCGUCAGGAAGUACAGAACCUGAGAAGAAGGAGAAGGCACCGAAAGGUGGCACUGCUGUAAAGGUUCGCCACAUCCUCUGCGAAAAACAUGGGAAAUGCAUGGAGGCGAUGGAGAAACUGCAGGCGGGAGUUCGUUUCAGCGAAGUAGCAUCACAGUACAGUGAAGACAAAGCAAGACAAGGAGGCGAUCUGGGUUGGAUGACGCGAGGAUCCAUGGUUGGACCCUUCCAAGAGGCUGCUUUCAACUUGGCCGUCUCCUCCAUGGAUAAGCCGGUUUACACAGACCCGCCUGUAAAGACCAAAUUUGGUUACCACAUCAUUAUGGUGGAGGGGAAAAAGUAAUGAGGAGUGACAUGAAAUUUGGACUUCUACGUUCAAACUGAGCUCCGUUUUCAAAGUGAUUGUUUCAGUGUUCCUCCCUUGGGCCAAUGUUUGUACAAAGGAAAGAAAAUGAAUAAAAUGUCUUAGUUAAUUGCA